Messenger RNA from Lottia gigantea (owl limpet), 633 nucleotides. RefSeq lists its product as hypothetical. Gene Ontology annotation, molecular function: semaphorin receptor activity. The record is from RefSeq and is a predicted model, not a curated record. Gene Ontology annotation, cellular component: semaphorin receptor complex. The transcript is spliced from 4 exons. Lineage: Eukaryota; Metazoa; Mollusca; Gastropoda; Lottiidae. Gene Ontology annotation, biological process: regulation of cell migration; semaphorin-plexin signaling pathway involved in axon guidance. The annotation marks the transcript as partial.
UUAUUUUAUGACUGCAGAUGUGAAACUAUUAGUGAAAAGUUAAUAAUCAACUGGUUAUAUAUAUGUAUGUUUGAUUCAUUGAAGAAAAGCUCUGGACCAGCCUUAUUCAUGUUAUAUAAAGCCAUAGAAAAUUUAUCAAUGAGGUGGCCAACUGAUGCAGUAACAUUAAAAUCACGAGCUACAUUAUGUCAAGAUAAUUUGUUAACAACAAAUGUAGAUUCAGAAGAAAUAGUGAUACAUGUUGAAGUGAACCAUGGACGGUGUAAAACUAAUUGUCGAAUUUUAGAUUGUGAUUCUAUAUCUCAAGUAAAGAGUAAAUGUAUCAAUGCUAUUUAUUUGAGAGAAAUGGGUUCUGAAAAACCAUCUGUGGACUCUGUUGAUCUAGAGUGGCAAGUUGGAGGGUGUAGUAAAAUACUUUAUGAUGAAGACUUGUCCAGUCUGAUUGAAAAUGGCUACCGAAAGUUGAAUACACCAAAACAUUAUGGAAUAACAGAUGGUUCUACAAUUUGUUUACUCUCAAAAGAAAUUCAGAUAGCUGAAUCUGAUUAUGGUAAGCAUAUCACAUUAUUUAUAAUCAAUUAUAAAUCUCUAGAGAAGAACUAUAUUGUCAAACUUGACAAAACAGUAGUCUAG